Messenger RNA from Pseudocercospora fijiensis CIRAD86, 3956 nucleotides. RefSeq lists its product as uncharacterized. The record is from RefSeq and is a predicted model, not a curated record. Gene Ontology annotation, molecular function: damaged DNA binding; deoxycytidyl transferase activity; DNA-directed DNA polymerase activity. The transcript has a single exon. Gene Ontology annotation, biological process: error-free translesion synthesis; error-prone translesion synthesis. Gene Ontology annotation, cellular component: nucleus. NCBI's taxonomy places the organism in Eukaryota, Fungi, Ascomycota, Dothideomycetes, Mycosphaerellales, Mycosphaerellaceae. The coding region runs from base 1 to 3642 and encodes 1213 amino acids.
AUGGGCUCGAGACUGGAGAAGAAGUCGGCCAGCGUCAGGAAGAGCAUCGAAAACCACCAGUUCACCGGCGAUGAGACGCGCGAGGAGUAUGAGCCGUCCAAGUUUGGCGGCUUCUCGGACUACUUCCGCCGCAAGAAGAUCAAGUUGCAGAACUUGGAUGCUGAGCUGCGCUCUCAGAGCGCCGACAAGCCCCAGAUCUUCCGUGGCUUAGUCUGCCAUGUGAAUGGCUACACCCAGCCCAGUCUCAAUGAUCUGCAUACCAUGGUCGUGCAGCACGGCGGCGGCUUUGUUCAGUAUCUGGAUGGCAAGACCAUGGUUACCCACAUCAUUGCUAGUAAUCUGACGCCCAAGAAGAAGGAAGAGUUUCGAAGGUACAGAAUCGUCAAACCUGCCUGGAUCGUGGACUCCAUCAAGGCUGGAAGAUUGCUGCCAUGGGAUGCUUAUCGUGUGGUGGACGAAGGUGUCGGUCAAAAGGUCAUCGGAUUUGACAAUGGCCAGGUCGUCAGCCAGGCCAGCAAGAAGCAGGCAGGCUAUCGAGAGCAGACUGAUGCCAGCUGGUAUACAUCUCAAUUUCGCUCGCAGCAGCCCUCUUCGUCACAGCUUCCUCCCAGGAAGCCUCCAAAGCUUACGCAGACCGUGACCCCAGACAUCGAGGACAUCGAAGACGACGAAUAUGAUCUGCCGAGCUCCGUGGAGAAUGCAUUGUACGAAGCUGGCGAGUUGCCCGUCGAGGGGACCACGCUUCAACGGCCUGAGGUUGCUGCACCUCAGACUCCGCCACCGAGCAGUCCUCCUGCUCCAGUCAAGGACCAACCGGUCGAACCCGUCGAAACAAGUGACAGUGCUGCCAUAGCCACCGAUCCAGAUUUGCCUCUGCCCGAUCAAGUUCGAGACGACAUUCCCCAGGAAUCUGUACAGUCAGCUCAAAAGCCGUCAGUCCUUCGUGCUAGAGAAGCUUCACAGGAACCAGAUGUCUCUCAUGCAGUCGUAGCGCAGUCUGAUGUCUGGAAGACGGUGUCUCCCUCGAAGCUGGCACAAAUGACAGCCGAGGAGCAUAACGCACUCAUCCUGUCAGACCCGAAAAUUCGCAAGUCAACGGUAGUGCAUCCUGACUUUCUUGAGCAAUAUUAUCGCGAAUCUCGUCUGCAUCAUUUAUCAACAUGGAAAGCAGAUCUCAAGUCACAGCUACAGGCCUUGGCGGCAGAGAGGACUUCCACACAGAAAGCUGGGCAGAAGAAGUUGCCAGGCCAAAGAAGAUAUGUCAUGCACGUAGAUUUUGACAGCUUCUUCGCUGCGGUAUCGCUCAAGAAAUUUCCACAGUACAAGGACAAGCCGGCAGUGGUCGCUCACGGAGGCGGAUCAGGAUCAGAAAUUGCCAGCUGCAACUACCCUGCUCGCAAAUUUGGUGUCAGUAAUGGCAUGUGGAUGCGUCGAGCGCAGGAGCUUUGUCCCGAGCUGAAGGUGUUGCCAUACGACUUCCCUGGCUACGAAGAGGCCAGUCGGCAAUUCUACGACGUGAUUAUGGCCACAGGCGGUAUUGUGCAAAGUGUGAGCAUCGACGAGGCAUUGGUAGAUAUCAGCGCCAUCUGCAUUGCUGAAAGUGGCUCGAACGGCGUUCAGCGAGAUGAAGGUGCUGUUUAUCGCGAGCAGAAGAAGGCGGAUGCGGUCGCCCAGGACAUGCGAGAGGAAGUCCUUGCCAAGACAGGAUGUAAUGUAUCUGUCGGUAUCGGUGGCAAUAUCUUACAGGCCAAGUGUGCGCUUCGAAAAGCAAAACCAGCUGGUCAAUAUCAGCUCCGACCCGAGGAAGUGCUUGACUUCAUGGGUGCUCUUGAGGUCACCAAAUUGCCAGGAGUAGCAUACAGUAUCGGUGGCAAGCUUGAAGAGAUUGGCAUCAAGCUUGUCAAGGACAUUCGCGAUACGUCAAAAGAGCGGCUGGUCAACACGCUCGGACCAAAGACGGGCGAGAAGCUGUGGGAGUACGCACGCGGGAUCGACAAGACUGAAGUUGGCGAUCAAGUCAUCCGAAAGUCUGUCUCUGCCGAAGUCAACUGGGGCGUGCGAUUCGAAAGUCAGGAGCAAGUGGACGAGUUUAUGCACGGUCUGUCCGGCGAGCUGAGCAAGCGUCUGUUGAAGGAACGGGUCAAAGGGAAGCAGUUGACCAUGAAGGCCAUGAAGCGUGCAGCAGAUGCGCCCCUUGAUCCUCCCAAGCAUCUAGGUCACGGCAAGUGUGAUGUCUUCAACAAGAGCAUGCAGCUUGGAAUCGCCACCAAUGAUCACGCAGUCCUAACAAAAGAAACCACCGCAAUGAUGAAGUCCUUUUGCAUCUCGCCAGGCGAGCUGCGCGGCAUUGGCAUCCAAAUGCAAAAGCUCGAACCCAUAAAAGCAGGGCCUGGAGGCGGCGAUGAGAGCAGUCAAAGGCGGCUGCAGUUCAACGCCGGUCCUUCCAAACCCAAGGCUCUCGUCGAGCGCGCCAUGUCUACCGAGGACCCGAUCCGAGAUGAUCCAACCACACCUCAAAAGCCAGCAAUCGCAGAAGCCAACAAACCGACUGCAGCAUUCAGACCUGUCGAGCAGCCCGGCACACCGUCGAAGAAGCCGCUGAAUACCCUUGGCACACAGUUUGUGCUGCCAACCCAAGUAGACCCAAGUGUACUGGCAGAGCUGCCGGAAGACAUCAGAGCAAAGCUGGCUAGGCAAGCAAAGCCGUCAGCUGCUAUCCAAUCCAUGGACGAGGAGUCCAGGCCCGAAGAGCCAACGCUGCCUCCAAACGUAGCUGAACAUCGCGAGUCAAACCAUUCGUCCCGAGCCCAGUCACCGGCCGUAGCUCUGCCACCACAAUCUCAGAUCGAUCCCAGUAUACUCGAAGCUCUGCCAGAAGAUGUUCGCAAUGAAGUGCUUGGCUUCUAUAAGCAACCACAAGCCGUGUCGAAACGAGUUGAGCAACCUCUUCUACCACAAUCACCGCGGACCAAACGCAUCCUGCCACCCCCUCCUCCCGUCAAACGUGGUCGUGGAAGACCCAGAGGUGGCGGGAUAUCAAGAAAGCUUCGUAACCUGCAGCACAGCGAUAACACAUUAACGCAGUCAAACUUCAUUUUCAAACCUGCUGGUGCUGCUGCUGGCGGCGUAGACGAAGAACUCGACCCCGAAGUCCUGGCCGCCCUACCAGAAGAACUGCGUGCUGAAGUCUUGGCACAACAGCGACAAGCUCGUCUCCAGCGCACCGGAGGCAUCGACAUGUCCAUGCACCGCCGAAAGAAACUUAAACAAAAAGACACCACUCCUUUCAGAAGAGUCUUCACCCUCCCCCCCAAACCAGACAAACCCAUCUUCACCAGCCGAAAGCUGAGCACAUUACCCGAACUCCGAAACGCAGUCUCUGCUUGGAUUCGAGAAUUCAAUGAUGAGGGACCUUAUGAUGAUGACGUGGAUGCUCUGAUCAAGUAUUUGAAAGCUGUGGUUAUUGAUGAGAAAAAUUUGGAUAAGGCUGUUUCGGUGGUGAAGUGGUUGGGUUGGGUGAUUGACGAGGCGGAGGAUUUUUCGCAGGAUGUCAUUGAUGCUUGGAGAGAGGCGUUGGGGAAGACGGAGAUGGGAGUUCAGGAUGCUGCGAGGGAGCGCGGGGUUGGGAGGUUGGUGUUUUGAUGUAAGGUUUGUGUUAUGAUGAGAUACCCUGAUCUAUUAUUGAUGUUUUCCAAUUCCGGAUCCAGGCGGUCGAUCUCAUAGGGUGAAUGGGGAUGUGAGAUCUGAAGUCUGACCGUCUGACAGGUAUGCGGAUGUCAAGGCAUGAUUCUAUGAGCCGGUUGUCUCACUUGACUCAGAGGAAGCUGAGCUGUUGGGUCUCCCUCCGACUCCAGCUGAGGGUUGAUAUGAUGGAAAGAGAGAGAGAGUGUGUGUGCUUUCCAAGCAAAGCAGUGGUUGGCUCACGGCGUAAAGAGUAAUACAAAUACUUCUGUUUC